UGAAGACGCCCAAUGAGCGCAGGUCGGCGUUAUGGCUUAAAAAGGAUCCCGUCUGAGUUGCUUCUUAUUCUCUUUCUUUGUCAGUUAAGGGUAGAGUUCCGGCGCUAUGGCAAGAACGAAGCAGACCGCCCGUAAGUCCACCGGUGGUAAAGCCCCGAGAAAGCAGCUUGCCACCAAGGCUGCCCGCAAGAGCGCCCCAGCCACCGGCGGCGUGAAGAAGCCUCAUCGUUACAGGCCUGGUACCGUAGCUCUGAGGGAGAUUCGUCGUUAUCAGAAGUCUACCGAGUUGCUGAUCCGCAAGCUGCCCUUCCAGCGCCUGGUGAGAGAAAUUGCUCAGGAUUUCAAGACCGAUCUCCGUUUCCAGAGCUCGGCUGUUAUGGCCUUGCAGGAGGCUAGCGAGGCAUACCUGGUGGGCCUGUUCGAGGAUACUAACUUGUGCGCAAUCCACGCCAAGAGAGUCACCAUCAUGCCCAAGGACAUCCAGUUGGCCCGCCGCAUUCGCGGAGAGCGUGCUUAAACUGAUCGCUCGGCGUCAUGUCCCAAACUACCCAAAGGCUCUUUUAAGAGCCACCUAAUCGUUUCGCUGCAAAAUGAGCAAGUGGCCUUAGCAACGCUUGAAACUGAUGCGUCGUUAUAACGUGUAUCUGUCAUGUGUUUCUAGGUUACGCAAUCUAAAGUAGGUUUAGGAGGGUUAA
Electrophorus electricus (electric eel) is the source of this 695-nucleotide messenger RNA. RefSeq names its product histone H3. Gene Ontology annotation, molecular function: protein heterodimerization activity; DNA binding; structural constituent of chromatin. Gene Ontology annotation, cellular component: nucleosome. The record is from RefSeq and is a predicted model, not a curated record. Lineage: Eukaryota; Metazoa; Chordata; Actinopteri; Gymnotiformes; Gymnotidae.